This is a messenger RNA of Mastomys coucha (southern multimammate mouse), 4139 nucleotides long. RefSeq names its product mediator complex subunit 14 (gene Med14). Gene Ontology annotation, biological process: regulation of transcription by RNA polymerase II. The annotation marks the transcript as partial. NCBI's taxonomy places the organism in Eukaryota, Metazoa, Chordata, Mammalia, Rodentia, Muridae. Gene Ontology annotation, cellular component: core mediator complex; mediator complex. The transcript has 28 exons. The record is from RefSeq and is a predicted model, not a curated record. Gene Ontology annotation, molecular function: transcription coregulator activity.
CCUGGAGCCGCCGUGGCGGCGGCAGCUGCGGCUGCGGCUAGCCCUGGAUACCGGCUUAGCACGCUCAUCGAAUUUCUGCUUCACCGGGCCUACUCGGAGCUUAUGGUGUUGACGGACUUAUUGCCAAGGAAAUCUGAUGUGGAAAGGAAAAUAGAAAUUGUACAGUUUGCUAGCCGGACACGUCAACUCUUCGUUCGAUUAUUAGCUUUAGUAAAAUGGGCCAAUGAUGCUGGCAAAGUAGAAAAGUGUGCGAUGAUCUCCAGCUUUUUAGAUCAGCAAGCCAUCUUAUUUGUGGAUACCGCUGACCGCUUGUUGCCAAUGGAAGAUGGGCGAGCUUUGGUUCAUAGCAUGCAGAUCAACUUUAUUCAUCAGCUGGUCCAGUCUAGGCUCUUUGCUGAUGAGAAACCUCUUCAGGACAUGUACAACUGCCUACAUUGUUUCUGCUUAUCGCUUCAAUUAGAAGUAUUACAUUCCCAGACGCUAAUGUUAAUCCGAGAGAGGUGGGGAGACCUUGUACAGGUGGAAAGAUAUCAUGCUGGAAAGUGCCUCUCCCUCUCAGUUUGGAAUCAACAGGUUCUAGGGAGAAAAACAGGCACAGCAUCUGUUCACAAAGUUACAAUUAAAAUCGAUGAGAAUGAUGUCUCCAAGCCUUUACAGAUUUUUCAUGAUCCUCCUUUGCCAGCUUCUGAUUCUAAAUUAGUAGAAAGAGCCAUGAAGAUUGACCACUUAUCAAUAGAAAAGCUCCUGAUUGACAGUGUACACGCAAGAGCCCACCAGAAGCUGCAGGAACUGAAGGCCAUUCUUAGAAGCUUCAAUGCUAACGAAAACUCUUCCAUAGAGACUGCACUUCCAGCUCUUAUUGUACCCAUCUUGGAGCCCUGUGAUAAUUCGGAGUGCCUACACAUUUUUGUAGAUUUGCAUUCUGGAAUGUUCCAAUUGAUGCUUUAUGGACUUGACCAAGCCACUCUGGAGGACAUGGAAAAAUCUUUGAAUGAUGACAUGAAGCGGAUCAUCCCUUGGAUUCAGCAACUUAAGUUUUGGCUUGGACAACAGCGUUGCAAACAAUCUAUAAAACAUCUGCCUACAAUAACCACUGAAACAUUGCAGCUUGCCAACUAUUCAACACAUCCCAUUGGAAGCCUUUCUAAGAAUAAGCUAUUUAUUAAACUUACUCGCCUUCCACAGUACUACAUUGUUGUGGAAAUGCUUGAGGUUCCUAAUAAGCCCACACAGCUAUCGUACAAGUAUUACUUUCUGUCUGUGAGUACUGCAGAUCGUGAGGACACCCCUGUCGUGGCACUGCUGCUGCAGCAAUUCAAGGAAGACAUCCAGGACCUGAUGUCCUAUACAAAGAAUGGGAAACAGACCAGAACUGGUACCAAGCACAAGUUGUCUGAUGACCCAUGUCCGACAGAAUGCAAGAAACCCAAACGAUCAGGAGAAAUGUGUGCCUUCAAUAAAGUUUUAGCUCACUUUGUCGCUAUGUGUGACACCAACAUGCCAUUUGUAGGUCUUCGAUUGGAGUUGUCUAACCUGGAGAUACCACAUCAGGGAGUGCAAGUGGAAGGUGAUGGCUUCAGCCAUGCAAUUCGCUUAUUAAAAAUUCCUCCCUGUAAGGGAAUAAGUGAGGAAACACAGAAGGCCUUGGACCGCUCUCUUCUUGAUUGCACUUUCCGAUUACAAGGUAGAAAUAACCGCACAUGGGUGGCAGAGUUAGUGUUUGCAAAUUGUCCGCUUAAUGGCACUUCUACCAGGGAGCAAGGACCAUCCCGACAUGUUUACCUGACAUAUGAAAAUCUGUUGUCUGAACCUGUUGGUGGUAGAAAAGUAGUUGAAAUGUUUCUUAAUGACUGGAGUAGCAUUGCCCGAUUAUAUGAGUGUGUGUUGGAAUUUGCACGUUCUCUACCAGAAAUACCUGCUCAUCUGAAUAUUUUCUCAGAAGUCCGUGUUUAUAAUUAUCGAAAACUUAUCUUAUGUUAUGGAACCACCAAAGGAAGCUCAAUUAGUAUCCAGUGGAAUUCCAUUCACCAGAAAUUUCACAUUUCUUUGGGAACAGUUGGCCCCAACUCAGGUUGCAGUAACUGUCACAAUACCAUUCUCCAUCAACUUCAAGAAAUGUUCAACAAAACACCAAAUGUGGUUCAGUUAUUACAGGUUUUGUUUGAUACUCAGGCACCGUUAAAUGCCAUCAACAAACUCCCUACUGUUCCAAUGUUGGGCUUGACCCAGAGAACUAACACCGCCUACCAGUGUUUCUCCAUAUUACCACAAUCAUCCACCCACAUCAGACUGGCCUUCAGGAACAUGUACUGCAUUGACAUAUACUGCCGUAGUCGAGGCGUCGUGGCAAUACGGGACGGUGCCUAUAGUCUUUUUGAUAACAGCAAGUUAGUUGAAGGCUUCUAUCCUGCACCAGGAUUAAAGACUUUCCUGAACAUGUUUGUUGAUAGCAAUCAAGAUGCUCGGAGAAGAUCUGUAAAUGAGGAUGAUAACCCUCCUUCUCCUAUAGGAGGUGAUAUGAUGGAUUCUUUAAUAUCACAGCUCCAGCCACCUCAGCAACAGCCAUUUCCAAAGCAGCCAGGGCCAUCAGGCGCUUACCCUCUUACUUCACCCCCUACAUCCUAUCACAGCACAGUUAAUCAGUCCCCCUCUAUGAUGCACACACAGUCCCCAGGAAAUCUGCAUGCUGCCAGCUCCCCCAGUGGGGCUUUGAGAGCCCCAUCACCAGCGUCAUUUGUUCCAACUCCUCCCCCAUCCUCGCAUGGAAUCUCAAUAGGACCAGGGGCAAGUUUUGCUAGUCCGCAUGGAACCCUUGACCCUAGUUCUCCAUACACUAUGGUGUCACCAAGUGGACGAGCAGGAAACUGGCCUGGGUCUCCUCAAGUAUCCGGACCCUCACCAGCAACCCGUUUGCCUGGAAUGUCACCAGCUAACCCAUCUCUGCAUUCUCCUGUUCCAGAUGUUUCUCAUUCCCCUCGAGCUGGCACAAGUUCCCAGACAAUGCCAACCAACAUGCCUCCACCUCGAAAACUACCUCAGCGCUCCUGGGCAGCAUCCAUACCCACCAUUCUCACUCAUAGUGCCUUGAACAUCUUACUGCUACCCUCUCCAACGCCAGGCCUUGUGCCUGGCCUGGCAGGUAGUUACCUUUGUUCCCCACUUGAGAGAUUCCUUGGAUCUGUCAUCAUGAGACGACACCUUCAAAGAAUUAUCCAACAGGAAACGUUGCAACUGAUCAAUUCCAAUGAACCUGGUGUAAUCAUGUUCAAGACAGAUGCCCUGAAAUGCAGAGUAGCCCUUAGUCCCAAAACCAACCAGACCCUUCAGCUAAAAGUGACACCUGAAAAUGCAGGACAAUGGAAACCCGAUGAGCUUCAAGUUUUGGAGAAAUUCUUCGAAACAAGAGUUGCAGGACCACCAUUUAAAGCCAACACACUUAUAGCCUUCACCAAGCUGUUGGGAGCGCCGACACACAUCCUCCGGGACUGUGUGCAUAUAAUGAAGUUGGAGCUGUUCCCAGACCAAGCAACUCAGCUGAAAUGGAAUGUUCAGUUUUGCCUCACCAUUCCUCCCAGCGCUGCGCCAAUGAUGGUCAGCAACAUUCUGAAGAGGUUUGCAGAGAUGAACCCUCCACGACAAGGUACAUGAGCAGUAGAUGGUAUUUUGUUGCAUAUAUGUUAUAACACUUCCUUUGAGAGAGACCUCCCUCCCAUUCCCUCUCUUAUCCCUCCUCCCCUACACUGCAUCUGAAUUCUAGUACUAGUACUCUGUUGCCAUGGCCCUCUUAGUGUCUGCCUGUCGCUUUCUUUCUUUCUCACUGGUUCUUCAUUUUUGUCCACUUCUCUGCUGCCUGGACUUCAUUUUUGUUAGCAAAUUACUAUUGGGACUGAGCCAGUUGCCAAUGUCAGAAGCUUGUAUUUAUAGCACACAUUGCCACAAAGCCCUAGGUUAGGAUGAUAGAAUUUUCCGUGGCUGAGAAUGCCUGCCUUGCCAUCAUUACCUGCCACUCUGUACAUCACAAAGUUGGAAUGCAUGUUGGUUUCUCAUACUCCAUGGUUCGAUCAUGAAUAGAAUACUAUUAUCAAAAGUUGUGUAUCUUCUAAAUGUUUUGUGAAGAAUAAAAGCUGAUACAAAUGGCA